Conger conger (European conger) is the source of this 4026-nucleotide messenger RNA. RefSeq names its product ring finger protein 214 (gene rnf214). Gene Ontology annotation, molecular function: ubiquitin-protein transferase activity. NCBI's taxonomy places the organism in Eukaryota, Metazoa, Chordata, Actinopteri, Anguilliformes, Congridae. The transcript is spliced from 16 exons. The record is from RefSeq and is a predicted model, not a curated record. Bases 212 to 1972 code for a protein of 586 amino acids.
UUUUACACUGUUGUGUUCCUGGCAGUUCUGUCAGCCUUACUCACACUGUACAGGACUUUGCUCAGUUGGAAUUUCCACUGUCGUAGCGUUUUAGUGGAAGUUGUCUUGUUUGAAUUGUGAUCAUUUUCGUACUGUGUUUAUUUGAUAUUGCCUAUUUUUUCAGUUGGCCACAAAUAAUCGUUUGGCACCCACUGCACGUAAAGUACAAUAAAUGGAUCAUGAACUUGAGUGGGCAUUAGCUCUAGAAGAGGACUUGCCUGACUUUUCUAUCAGUGAGUCUUCCUCAAUGGAGAGUCAUGAGCAGCCAUACCAGUGGCACAUACCCAACCCCUGGGACUCCACCCCCAGUUUUCAGCUUGGCCCACAGAGCAACUUUUUGCCCAUAACUAUGACUCCAGGGGAUGAAACUUUUGAUAGUUUGCUCCCCAGCCAGGGUACUGAGAGCAAGCAGCAUUGGGAACAGUGUGUACAGACGGAUCCAUGGACAGCAGAGUCAGCAAUGAACACUGAAGACGAUUGGGAGUCACUGAUGCGACAGAUAGAGGAGAGGGGGACACAGCUGGCCCUUCAGUAUGAAGUUCUGCUGAAGCAGCAAGCCACUGACCAGAUGGUGCAUGACAGCCGGGUCAAAAUCCUCGAGCUUCAGAGAGACGGCGGCAUCAGACAGCAGCAGGCGCUCAUUGACAAGAUGGAGUCACUGCGUGUGAAACUGAAGCUGAACUGCAGCAAAACAACCAGAAAAAACUUCACCCUCAAGAAGCAGGAAUUGACGAAAGACAAGGAACGACUAGAGGAGGAGAGGAACAGACUCUCACUGGACCUGGGGGAGUCCGAGAGAAGGCUGACAGCACUGAUAGAGGAGCAGUGUCAGGAAAAGCUGACAUGGGAGCAUGAGCUGGCUGAGCUGCAGAAAGAGGCAGACAGACUGUGCAGUGAGGCAGAGGAAGCUAAUCAGUCUGCACUGAGAGAUGAGAUAUCAGCUUUGGAGAUGCAAAGGGAAGUGAUCAUUUCUCAGGUGGAAGAAUGGAUUGCUGAAGCGGAGCGAUAUCUCCAAACCCUCCGGUUAGACACAUCUCAGCAGCACCUUCAGCAUAGACUGGAUUGGGACAAGAAUGUGAACAUUGGCCAUACCUACAUGGGAAACCUGCAGCUCCAGUUUAAUGAGCAGUUGCAGUGUCUCCAGAAUGGCCAGCAGCGGGACAGUCUUCCUCCUGUUUCCCUUCCACCAUUACCACAAGUUCCCACACUGGAGUUGGUUCUGGGUCCCAUGACUUCGCCCCGCCCCUUUAUGUCUCAGCCCCCUCCUGUCUCCAUGGGAAUGCCCUUCCAGCAGCUUCACCCCACUUCGACCGACACCCCUGCGAGAGUGACCCCCGAAGCUGUUUCCUCCACCCUCCAGUGUACCAUGUCCUCUGAAACCUUGGCCAAACCAAAUCCCACUCCCCAGCCCCCUGCUACCAGCCUUGCACCUGCCUCCACCUCCUUUAACCCAGCCCAGCCCACUGGUAAACUGGACAAGCUACUGGAUAAACUGGGAGCCCGAUUCCCAACCUGUAGCAGGGGCACACUAAUCUUUGUGCUGCAGCAGAUUAAGACAUCACGCUCGGGCACCAUGGCCGGGCUGUCAAUGGAGGAGCUCACCCUGCAGGUAGCACAGAGAUUGACACAGAUGGAUCGACAGCAUUUGGGUCCAAUCAGGCCUCCACCUGGAGCCAGGAUUUUUCCUGGCUCAGCUCACCAGCUGCAGAGAGCCCCUCUCCCUGCUCAGGGACCAGCUGUAGCCCAGGUCUUCCAAACUCAACCGCCACAGGCUGCGGCUCUCAGUCUUAAAAUGUGCCUGGUGUGUCAGAACCAAGUGGAGACCGGCAGUCAGCAUGAGGUCAGCUGCUCUCAUACUGUUCACGAAGAGUGCAUCAGCGUUUGGCUGCAGUCCACCAAGAACAACUCCUGUCCAUUCUGUCCUUCCAAAUAACCAAAAAGGAAAGAAGCGAUGGCUUGUUGAUGGAGGAAAAAGAGAUUGAGUUACACAUCAGAUGGCCCAAAUUGAAGUUAUCAGAAUUACUGUGAUUACCACUGUGAUAUAAAUUGUUAAACAUAUGGGUCUCCCAGUGGCAUGGUGCACAGUUGCACCUCAAGUUGUUGUAAUGUUUUUUCACCCACCAUAUUGUCAGAUUCCAGUUGGAGCUGGUCAGUGUCACGUAUUACUUAUUUGAAAACUAUUAAAUAUGUUGUCCUCAUCGUUCUGUACACUUGUCUCUUAGUCCCUACAUUUAAACCUUGUCUGAAAAGGUUCUAUUUGGAAGAAAAUAAAAAUCAUGUUCCUUCGAUUAUUGAAAUUGAACCCCUUCAAAAUUUCCUUUAAAAAUUAAAUGUCCGAUUCUACUGAGUUUUAGCCAGUGUUACAGGUCAGUUAUAGGCCAGUUCUUGGCUUGAAUAUACCUUUUCAGAGCCUCAUCCACACAUUAAAUAAGUGACGUUGGCAAGCCGUUUAAGCAUUUUAGUAGAAUAUAUGUUCUGGUUCACAAUCUUAAUUAAAGUUAUAAUGUUUGUGAAGGGUCAGGAGAUUCAGUUAAUGUUCACAUCAACCAUCAGAAUGGGGAAAAAUGUGAUCUAAGUGACUUUGACCGUGGAAUGAUUGUUGGUGGCAAAUAGGGUGGUUUGAAUAUCUCAGAAACUGGUGAUCUCCUGGGAUUUUCUGACCACAGAUAACGCAGUAUUUUAAAGCUGUUUCUUCAAAUAAUGAUUAAUCACACGAUAAGGGGUUUACAACAUUUAUUUCUCAACCCUUUUGCAUCAUGGUUUUUGCAUCAACUCAAAAAUCUAAAUCCAAUUCCAUACCUAAAAAAAGAAGGCCAAAUAUAUCAGUAAAAGUGCUAAUUAUAGUUUCUAAUAAUGUACUGAAAUUAUAGGUGUAGACUAGAGUGGGAGCAGGGUGUGCUGCCCCCCCAAAAUGUUUGUCCUGAAAUUUCUGUCCUUUCCAAUUUGUGAUUCUAUCUGAACCUGAAACAUCUUGUCACUCGAUGGUCUCUCUAACAGAGCUUCGGAAGUCCUCUGCAGACAUGGGAGGACCUGUCGGAAGGUUUGUUAUAAAAUAUAUUUCCUUCUGAAUUGCUAAGUAAAAUGGGCCAUUCCAAACAUUAUUCGGAGGAACAAAGUCAUUUGAUAAAAAAGUUGAUUGGAUAGGCUGAAAUUAGAAUUAAAUGCAGUAAAUUAUAGGAUGCUCAGCUAAAAUGAUCUCAAAUGCUUUAAAAUGACCACAAAAACCAGAAACACACAGAAGAAGACGGGCAACUACUGUUGAAACGGAUUGGAGAAUAGUCAGAAUGGCAAAGAUUCAGCUCCAGAAAGAUCAAAGAUGAUCUACAAUUACCUGUAAGUGCUGUUACCCUCAGAAGACAUUUGAUCAAAGCUAUAAGCUAUCAGCAAUAAGCCCCCGUGAAGCACCAUUGUUGAAAAAACGGCAUGUGCAGAAUUGGUUAAAAUUUUCCAAGGAACACCUUGAUUAGCCCAAAGAGAAAUGGCUUAACAUUCUGUGGACUGAUGAGAGUAAAAUUGUUAUCUUCGGGUCCAGUCGCGGUACUGAAUUCAAGCCACUGAAGACAGUGAAGCAUGGUGGCACAAAAAUCAUGGUAUGGGGAAGCUUUUCAUACUACGGUGUUGGGUUUGUAUACCAGGGAUCAUGGAUCAGUUUGAAUACAUCAAAAUACUUGAAGAGAUUAUGUUGCCGUAUGGUUGACUCAACUUCUGCGCAUCUGCAUCUGCGUUUCAUCAAAAACAAUGGUUAUGCAACUAAAUAUUUGUUAAAUCUUGAAAAAUGUCUUCAGUUAUACAGUAAGUGUUUGAGUUUGAAGAGAAAAAUGUUGACACUGACAUUUUUUUGAGCAGAUUAAUAUUCCUUUUCUUUGCUUCCUGUAGAAUAAUGCAGACUUGAGAAAAUUUGUUAAUGCUUUGAUUUGGUAUUGAAUGUGUAAUGUUUCCACUACAUUUGAAAUAUGGAACUAAAAGCUAUUAAAAGCUAUUUAUUCA